This is a messenger RNA of Armigeres subalbatus, 3177 nucleotides long. RefSeq lists its product as uncharacterized. The record is from RefSeq and is a predicted model, not a curated record. The transcript has 2 exons. NCBI's taxonomy places the organism in Eukaryota, Metazoa, Arthropoda, Insecta, Diptera, Culicidae. The coding region runs from base 1 to 3177 and encodes 1058 amino acids.
AUGUGCAAGCUGAAGUUGUCUGAAGCUAUUGUUGUCAACUUGCUGAUAUCGAAAUUAGAUCCUGAUACCAGAAAGGCAUGGGAAGCCACAGUAGAUCAUGGUGACCUUCCGGUAUACGCGGAUACAGUGGAUUUUCUGAGAAAUCAUUGUUAUAUGUUGGAAAGAUGUGAGGAUUCUAUGAUGUCGGGGAAGUCAAGAGGAGGAAAUGUCAGUUCUGCUAGGAGUGGUGUUCCUGCUGCUGCUCCGGUCAAGGCGCAUGUAGCUUCAGUACAGCAAAGCAAGUGCCCGGUUUGUGACAACGAUCACCUAGUGGAAGCAUGUGAGGCUUUCAAGAAGAUGAGCGUAAGCAGUCGCUAUGCGAAAGCAAAGCAGUGUGGUCUUUGUUUUGGAUGCUUGAAGAGAGGACACCGAACAGCCAACUGCAAGAUGGAUACCAGCAGGUUGUGUGAAUGUCAGAAGAGACACCAUCCCCUAAUGCAUAUCGACGAAAAACCAGAGAAGGUGGAGACGGCAAUAGGUGAUACAUCGGCGAAGCAGGCUGCUGUUGGUACGGCAGCGACGAAGGAAUCACCGAGAAUUGUAGCAACGUGUGCGGUUCCAGUGUUGCAGAAUGCAGUACAGAAGCAGGUGUUAUUGGCGACAGCGAUCGUUGAUGUCUUCGAUAGUAGCGGUGUGCCACAAAGAUGUCGUGCAUUACUGGACUCUGGAGCAAUGGCGAAUUUUGUAUCCCAAAGAAUAAGUGAUUUACUGCGUUUACGCAAGGAAAGCGUAGACAUACCAGUAGUUGGUGUGAACGGAACUCGAAUGACAGUGAAAUUCAGAGUCAACGCUACCGUAAGGUCUAGAGCUUCGGACUGUGUACUCUCCUUGGACUUCUUGAUAGUACCACGCGUGACAGGAGCACUACCAGGAAUGCAGUUGGACACUUCAAAUUGGCCGAUACCAGAUGAGCUUCAGUUGGCAGAUCCAGGGUUCUUCCGCUCCAGUCGCGUGGACAUGCUUAUUGGAGCAGAUGUUUUCUAUGAGCUGAUGCAAGCAGGGAAAAUUAGGAUGUCCGACGAACUUCCAUUGCUGCAGGAAAGUUUGCUGGGAUGGCUGGUGGCUGGAUCUUUUAAUGCUGAUCGAGGUGUAUCCAGCGUCAAGAUUUGCCAGGCGGAAGUUAACGAUAGGAGGGACGAUCAUCUGAGUUUGUUACUGGAACGUUUUUGGAUGAUUGACGACCAAAUGACCGAACCCUUGAAUGAUGCUUGCGAAAGACAUUUCCGGGCUUCGUAUACCAGAGGAAAGGACGGUAGAUAUAUCGUGCAGCUUCCAUUCAAGGAAGAUGCAAAUAGACUAGGGAAUUCGAGAGACCAAGCGGAGAAGAGAUUCAAGGCUCUAGAGAAAAGACUGGAGAAGUGCCCUGAAGUAAAGAAAAUGUACUCGGAUUUCGUGAAUGAGUACAUAGAUUUGGGCCAUGCAAGAGUUUUGGAUGCUGAUGAAGCUAAGCUGGGAGAAGGAUAUUACUUGCCACACCAUUGCGUACUAAAGCCCGAUAGUUCAACGACUAAGUUGCGGGUGGUUUUUGACGCGUCCGCAAAAACAACCAACGAUGUGUCAUUGAAUGAUAUCUUAAUGGAUGCUCCAACAGUACAGAAACCACUAUUUGAUAUAAUUUUGAAUUGGCUACCAGAGAUGUUUGUGGAGAGGAGACAACUAUUAACGGUGACGUACGGUAUUGGCCCGGCAGGCUUUCUAGCAACUCGCUGUCUUCUUCAGUUGGCCGAAGAUGAAGGUGAAAGAUUUCCUGAAGCAAGCGCGGUACUUACGAAGGCGUUCUACGUUGACGACGCACUUUCUGGUGCUGACACACUGGAAAAAGCGAAGCAAUUGCGAGAAGAAUUGCAGAAGUUAUUGAACAAGGGAGGAUUUAAGCUACAUAAGUGGUGCGCUAAUAAUCCGCAGUUACUGGAAGGAGUGCCAAUUGAGGAUCGUGAGAAACAUCUCAGCUUCGAAGACAAUGAAGUAAACGGAGUUAUAAAGACGCUAGGACUUUUGUGGGACCCUGUUACCGAUCACUUUAUGUUUCGUGUCAAACCGAUGACGGACAUGGGUAUUCCGACAAAGCGUGAAGUAUUGUCCGAGAUUGCAAGAUUGUUCGAUCCCCUCGGCGUUUUGGGACCAAUCGUAGUGCUAGCCAAGAUAGUGCUACAACAGCUUUGGCGGAAAAAUGUGGAUUGGGAUGACCCGAUUCCGGACGAAGAGUUUGUGGUUUGGAGUAAACUGAGAACGGAAUUAUGUAGUGUAAACAAUAUGAAGAUACCAAGGCUUGUGACAGUGGAUAAUCCAAUAACGUUCGAACUACAUGGAUUUUCGGACGCAUCAACUAAAGCGUACGGCUGUUGUGUGUAUCUGAAGAGCAUAACUGCUGACGGCGUUGGAGAAGUGAGGUUGCUUUGUGGUAAAUCACGAGUAGCCCCGCUUAAGGAAUCAGAAAGGAAGGAGAAGGAUGGAGCAAUGCCGGCGGAAAUGACAGUUCCAAGGUUGGAGCUUUGUGCGGCCGUUUUGUUAUCCAGACAGAUUAAAACAGUGCGCGAAACCUUAGACGUCGAUAUCAAUCGAAUUGUUCUAUGGUCGGACUCGAAAAUAGUGAUUUGUUGGUUGAAAAGAGUGAAACCCGAACAGUCAAUAUUUGUAAAAAAUCGUAUCACUGAGAUACAGAAUUUGAACCCAGACUCCGAGUGGAAGUAUGUAAACACGAAGGAAAAUCCCGCCGAUCUAAUUUCGCGUGGAGUGCAACCGAAUGAACUAAUGUGCAGUGAGUUAUGGUGGAAUGGACCCGAUUUCCUUCGUGUUCCGUACGAUGCGCUGUCCACAGAGGUCGGAGAUUAUGAGGAACAGUGUGUUGAAAACAGUGUUGUUGCUGGAGUAGCUGUGGUUAAAGAUGAAACAAAUAACCCAUACGAAGAAAUUUUGGCGUGUAGCAGCUUCAGGAAGCUGCAAAGAAUAUUUGCAUAUGUGUGUCGAUUUAUCUUCAAUUGUCGAGCGAAUAAAUCAGAUAAGAAGAAAAGAUCCGGAAGUAUUGGUUUGCUCGACUACCGUGAUUCUGUUUAUUGCAUGGUGCGCGUUGUGCAAAGAAUUGUGUAUCGAAACGAGAUAAGCAGAAUUCAACGUGGUGAACGUGUCAAGGAAAGUUGA